Mangifera indica (mango) is the source of this 722-nucleotide messenger RNA. RefSeq names its product ethylene-responsive transcription factor ERF039-like. The record is from RefSeq and is a predicted model, not a curated record. Gene Ontology annotation, molecular function: DNA binding; DNA-binding transcription factor activity. The coding region runs from base 42 to 704 and encodes 220 amino acids. NCBI's taxonomy places the organism in Eukaryota, Viridiplantae, Streptophyta, Magnoliopsida, Sapindales, Anacardiaceae. Gene Ontology annotation, biological process: regulation of DNA-templated transcription. The transcript has a single exon.
ACUCUUCCUCAUUGAUCAUCAUCCACCAACUCGAGUCCUAAAUGUCUACUUCACCAACUUCUACCUGCAGCAACUCAUCAACAAUCACUCACUCUAUGGCCAAAUCAACAAAGGAAAAAACAAACAGAGCCAAACAAGAACAAACAGAAAUUGAAAACGAUGAGGUCAAUAACAGUAGUGUUAAUAAAGGAAAAUGCAGCAGUGGGCUGAGCUUCAAGCAUCCGAAAUAUCGGGGAGUGAGAGUGCGGAGCUGGGGGAAGUGGGUAUCUGAAAUACGAGAGCCCAGGAAGAAAUCAAGAAUUUGGCUUGGAACUUUUCCUAGUGCAGAAAUGGCAGCUCGGGCUCACGAUGUUGCAUCUCUAGCUAUAAAGGGUCAUUUGGCUCAGCUGAAUUUUCCGGAGCUGGCUCACCAGCUUCCGCGGCCGGCCACUCUUGCGCCUAAAGAUAUUCGGACUGCGGCUGCCGAAGCUGCCGCCGCCACGUUUGAGUCAAGCGCCCAGAAUGAAAUGGCUUGUGAAGCUGUAGAGGAGUCGUCGUUCCAGUGUUCACUGGAAGAAGAAAGUGAUAAGGCAUUGUUUGAUCUUCCGGAUCUCUGUGUUGAAGCAUGUAGUAAGAGUAUCUAUGAGGUUUGUAACGAUUCAUGGGGCCAAAUAGUGGGUGAAUUUGAUAUGGGAUUAUUUGAGUUUAAAGAAAUAUCAUGCUGAUUAUCUCAAGUCAUUAAA